AUGAGAAAGCUGUUUAGGCAGACGUAUAAACAAAACUUAGAGAAGGACAAUAAAAGAUAUAUACAGGCAUUAGAGAUGAAGAAUAGCCUUAUACGAAAGUUGAAAGGGGAGAACAGAAAGCAUACACAAGCAUUAGAAAAUGUCACGGCUAAAUUUACAGACCUGAUUGAAUUGAAAAGGGGAAAAUUCGAGCAACGAGAGCACGGCAAGACUG
Molecule: messenger RNA, 214 nt
Organism: Paraglomus brasilianum
Lineage: Eukaryota; Fungi; Glomeromycota; Glomeromycetes; Paraglomerales; Paraglomeraceae
Source: the annotation of a GenBank genome assembly